AGGGAUAUUUCCCUUUUCCUUAGUGAUCGCGUUUGCAUGGAUAAACUGAGUUGUUGCAAACGGAUAUUGGAUGUUUUCCGCUCAGAAACACUGCAGUUCGCAACUCGACAGUAGUCACCGGUAAUGGGUCAGUGCGUUUGACUAACCGAUGGUACUUGGUACGCUUGGUCAGCUUAGGCACGUGUUACUUACGCCUGCAUGCUUUACACCUAGAGAGUCCUUGGUUUCCCUGCUCUAGGAUUGCAGUCACUUCACUGUGUUCGUCAUUGACCUUACAUCAUCAUUACCAACAGCGGUACAUCAGCCAUUAGAUUUGAUACUUCGUUGCCAUACAAACAUGAUGACCUGAGGAAUAAAUAAUGAUAAGAUGGAGAGAAGAGGACUUACCUGAAAACCGUAAUGCCCUAAGCAAAUAUUCAGAGUCAAGGCUCCACACCUUGUGUUAACAACAUACCGUCACAAACAGCUACCCAUCAUGCAAAGAUAAGGCGGCAUCGGCGAGACAGCUUCCUUGUGGCUUUCACUGUCCUGCGUCAUAAUUAGCCAUUACCCCGCAGAUAACUCAGCACCAAACACACUUUAAACGCACUCCAACUAGGAGGCAGUGACAGGCGCGUCACUCGUGUCGGUUGCGAGUCAUGUCCUGUAAAGUCUCGAGUCGGGCACAAGGCAGGUCACUUUGACUCCAGUACGGAAGGCGAGACGGACCAACGGCACCCAGUUUGGUCGUCAGUGACUUCAUUUCACGUUACCAAGUCAACUUCUGUCCACGUCGAGCGUUGCGCCACCCUACACCUGGAGGAUUAAACAAGGCCCUCCUAGGUAAGCAGUGACCAGGCAUACGUAGUAAGUGCCCAAGCCAACGCCACUUACUCAGUGCUAUUUGUUGUUCUAAGCAACUAGCCUGGAUAUCAUUGUCUAGCACUCGCCUAUGCACAUUAUCGUUGCGACCAUGCUGGUGCCAUCCGAGACCAGCAGUGCUUCGCAGACCUUGAAGUGGGGAACGAAAUCACCGAUGUCCAAGCUGGGCGCUCUUGGUCCCUUUCUCGCGACUUAACCUGCAACUCGCGAUCAGCACUGAAUGAAUUUGUAGCCUCUAGUCGGGCUGCUUGCUCUCAGUUUGUUUGAUGCUAUUGUCUGCGUGGUUAGGUUGAUGAUCGCGCAGAGUAGCGUAAGCACAGAACAUGCUAUCUCUCUGUCCCCUUGUUUUACUAACACUGACCCUUUUUUCGUACGUUGGUCCUGACUCCUUAAUAUUCUUCGUUAACAGGUCGUUUUUUUAUGCACGGAGAAGCAUUAAUACGAAAUACGCAUGUGCAACUGCCGUUUUUCCUUCGAAAUGAAUGAUUACAUUGUAGUUUUGCAUCCACUCUUAUUUCUACUUUGCCUUUUUUGUUAGAUGUUGUCCUUCUUGCUGGGUACUCGUAUUACAGCAAACCAACCGAGUCGGCCAAAACAACUUUCGUAUUUGUGUGUUGAGAUUUACAUUUCGGUCGCUCCAUUUGGGCCCAUAUCCUUGUAUUCAUCAGUACUUCUAUGCUGGCUCAUUGGCUACCUUGUCGAAUCGAUGCGGAUGGUGUACGGACGAAUGCGUCCUCUUUCGGAUUCGAACAAAAGUGUCCACCUAAAGUGGACCAUACCGUGCGCAAAGCUCACAUCCGCGGAAGACCCGUCUCGGGGCUAA
Molecule: messenger RNA, 1684 nt
Organism: Dicrocoelium dendriticum
Lineage: Eukaryota; Metazoa; Platyhelminthes; Trematoda; Plagiorchiida; Dicrocoeliidae
Source: the annotation of a GenBank genome assembly